Molecule: messenger RNA, 2404 nt
Organism: Phyllostomus discolor (pale spear-nosed bat)
Lineage: Eukaryota; Metazoa; Chordata; Mammalia; Chiroptera; Phyllostomidae
Product: UDP-glucuronosyltransferase 3A1-like
Exons: 8
Coding region: 259-1821 (520 amino acids)
Molecular function (GO): UDP-glycosyltransferase activity
Source: RefSeq, a predicted model, not a curated record
GCUCCGCUCCGGCUGUCACCUGCCCGCGACCAAGGGGGGCGAUUCUUCCAGGUGAUUUUCACGGACACUCUGCAGCCCAGCCCCGGAUUUCUUGGCAGGAUCCGAGUGACGGGCCGGCAGAGCGGGAAACCGGGGUGAGAAGAGGUGGGGCGGGUGGGAAGGAAGCCUGGCCACACACCCUCGCUGGGAUCCCGUGGGAGUAGACGCAGCGCUCUGGCUCAGCUCCGCGCGGCGCGCGGCAGGACGCAGCGAGUCAGCAUGGCUGGGCGGCCCGCGCGGCUUCUGGUCUGCCUGCUGUCCUGGCUGCCGCUCCUGGAAGGCGCCAAAAUCCUGACGCUGUCCCUGUUCGGGGGGAGCCAUUACCUCCUGAUGGACCGGGUAGCUCAGAUUCUUCAAGAUCAUGGGCACGAUGUGACCGUUCUUCAACCUAGUGGACUGAGUUUCACAUCAGGUUUUGAAGUGGAGAAAAGAUACCGAGUUGUCCUUUGGUUUCCUCCUGAAGACUACACGCAGGAAUACAAGAAAUACAUUGAUUUCUUUUUACAUGAAAGUUUGCAUGGAAGAGACUCGUUUACCUACCUGGUGAAGUUCAUGGGGAUGCACGCGACUUGGUGCAGUCACCUGCUGAGGAGCACAGACACCAUGGGCCUCCUGAAAAACGAGAGUUUCGACCUGGUGGUGGUGGAUGGCGCCGACGGCGGUGCCCUCCUGAUCGCCGAGAGACUGGGGAGGCCGUGGGUGGCCGUGCUCCCUGUCACGUUCGGAGGCCUGAGCUUUGGGCUGCCCGAGCCUGUGUCCUACGUCCCCGUGUUCUAUUCCCCCCUGACAGAUCGCAUGGGCUUCUGGGGCCGAGUGGGCAACUCCCUGAUGGUCCUCUUUGCCACCUGGGUGGAGUGGUCUAUCAGUGCCCAGUUCGACGACCUGAUAAGCGAGCAUUUUCCAGAAGACCCUAAGCCGGACUUACUUCACGUUCGGCAAAAAGCAGAACUGUGGUUUGUUAAUUCUGACUUUGCCUUUGACUUUGCCCGGCCCCUGCUUCCCAACACUGUUUACAUCGGAGGUAUCACGGACAGGCCUGUUAAACCGAUACCCCCAGAAUUUGAGAAGUUCAUUGCCAGCUUUGGAGAUGCGGGUUUUGUCCUUGUGGCCCUGGGCUCCUUGGUGAGCAGUCUUCAACCCCAGGUUCUUAAGGAGAUGAACAGGGCCUUCGGCCAGCUACCUCAAGGGGUGAUAUGGAAGUGCAGCCCUGCUCUUUGGCCCAAAGACGUCACAUUGGCAGCAAACGUGAAGAUCGUGGACUGGCUUCCUCAGAAUGACCUCCUGGCUCACCCCAGCAUCCGCCUGUUUGUCACUCACGGAGGGAUGAAUAGCGUGAUGGAAUCUAUCCAGCAUGGCGUGCCCAUGGUGGGGAUUCCUUUACGCUUUGACCAGCCUGGAAAUAUGAUUCGCGUGGAAGCCAAAAAUCUGGGUGUCUACAUCCGGACAGAGCAGCUCACGGCGGAGACGCUGGCUCUUAAAAUGAAACAAGUCAUCGAAGACAAGAGGUACAAAGCGGCGGCGGUGGCCGCCAGUGUCAUCCGGCGCUCCCACCCCCAGACCCCCGCCCAGCGGCUGGUGGGCUGGAUCGACCACAUCCUCCAGACGGGGGGAGCGGCGCACCUCAAACCCCACGCCUUCCAGCAGCCGUGGUAUGAGCAGUACCUGCUGGACGUCGCCUUGUUCCUGCUGGUGCUCACCCUGGGCACCGUGUGGCUCUGUGGGAAGCUGCUGGGCCUGGCGGCCAGGUGGCUGUGCGGGGCCAGGAAGCUGAAGAAGGCCUGAGGCGCGGUGCUGACUUCGGGGGGUGGGGGGCGGGCGUUGGUGUGGGGGCCACUGUGUCUCGGGGGGCUCCCCCCAGUUCUGGGAGCUCCUGUUCUCCCAUCACGCUCAUGUGCUAAUUUUGCUACAAAUGCCUGCUCAUGGCUCCUCCCUACGAUGGACGUUCCUUACUCAGCGCUGCCGCCUUCUUCGCUCGGCGGUCCGCGGGGCUCGGUGUCUGAGCCCAGGGGCUCUGGGAAGCUUGGGCCCCUGACCCUUGGAGCCCACUCUCUUCAUCACGCCCUUUUCUGGGGCACCGACGGGGACUGCUCCAUUUCAUCGUCCACUUGUCACAGAAUAACUCCCGAGACAGGCGCUCGGCUCAGUCUUGUGCUUUCUGUUUGCUUCUCUUGCAAACUGUCAAGGCUCAGGAAGCCUGCAUGUGUGCCCUCAGGGCCUGAUGCGCGGCUGUGCAGGGGUCCAUGUCCGGCCCCUGCCUUGGUGCCCCUGCAGAGCCCUGCCAAGUCUCUGCAGACCCGCUGCGGAGACGGUGGGGCGGUUGUGGCCGAGAGGGGCCCUGGUCCGCUUCCCAUCCCUGUGCGCCGUC